This is a messenger RNA of Phanerochaete carnosa HHB-10118-sp, 1174 nucleotides long. RefSeq lists its product as uncharacterized. NCBI's taxonomy places the organism in Eukaryota, Fungi, Basidiomycota, Agaricomycetes, Polyporales, Phanerochaetaceae. Gene Ontology annotation, biological process: protein peptidyl-prolyl isomerization. The record is from RefSeq and is a predicted model, not a curated record. Gene Ontology annotation, molecular function: peptidyl-prolyl cis-trans isomerase activity. The transcript is spliced from 7 exons. Bases 452 to 961 code for a protein of 169 amino acids.
UCGCUCAGACUCCAAGCCGACAGGUAUUUUCCAACCGCGAAAGACAUUCCUUGGGGCCUGACUCGGUCGCUUUCGCUUUCGCUCCACCGGGCCCAAACUUCCAUGGCAAGCCAGGCUAGCACACACCGGCCGGGUGGCAUGGAGAGCCCAGAGGAUGCCAGCUCCCAGUUCCCACUCGACGCGCGAUUAACCGUUCAUUGUCCUGCUUUUGGUUCUGACAGGGGUGAUCUUCGUUCUAGUACCCGACGACGGCGGGUUGAUCAUGCUGCACGGAAGGUGCCGAAGCCAAUGCGGACCUCCUGGACUUAGGGUAAACCUCUGGCCGGCUCGGCGCCGGUGAUGCAACUGGUUUCUUUUACCUGCAAAGCCCGACGACAUUUAAGGAUGGCCUCCACCAGCUUGGCUCUCCCCCAACAUCAUCGCUUAGACUCACCAUCACUCAAAGACGACAAUGCCUGCCCCUGACGUUUACUUUAACAUCUCCGUUGAUGGCCAGCCCUCUGGCCGCCUCAUCUUCCGCCUGUUCGACGAUAUAUGUCCCAAGACCGCACAGAACUUUCGUGAGCUCGCGACUGGUCAGCGCGGCUUCGGCUAUGCGGGGUCUGAAAUACACCGCGUCGUUGCGGAUUUUAUGAUCCAAGGCGGCGAUAUCACCAGGCGCGAUGGAUCGGGAGGGAAGUCAAUAUACGGCGAGUUCUUCGAAGACGAAAACUUCCGGCUCUUGCAUAACCGGCCUGGACUACUCUCUAUGGCGAACCGGGGCCCGAACACCAACUCGUCGCAGUUCUUCAUCAUCACGGUCCCUGCUCCACAUCUCGACCGCAAGAAUGUCGUCUUCGGUGAAGUCACUGAAGGAAUGGAUCUCGUUCGACGGAUCCAAACCUAUACGAGCAACGACAUUCUCCGCAAGCCCUCUGUCCCUAUAAUUAUCACCCAGAGCGGCAUUCUCCCUGCAUCAUGACACGACACGCUGGAGCUUCCUGGACAGAAGCUUCCACCAGCGGUGCUGGUUAGCGUGUGGGCCUUAGAUUGGCUGGACUAUAUUUUACAGUAGUAUUAUCGGCGUAUUGGGCUUCCCUGUGCGUGUGUCAAGGAGAUUGUUACCAGGCAUGUAGCGACCUCCCUGGAUUCCUGCAGGAAGCUGUCAGAGUACUGAUGUAUUUACUGCUCGAUU